UAAGUCCAGUCUUCAGUUAUUAAUUAUUCUACUACGACUACAUCUUCGACAUCACCACACUACCUGGUACCUACCUCCCUACCAUCAAGGCAUUGCCUUCACCUCCUCCCCUCCCCGCCAUUCCUAUGGCCUCAAUCUUCCAGGUGUUUCCUCAAUUGAGGAUCGCCGCACCUCGCCUGACCCGUCGCCUCUUCGUCUCCCGCCCGUGUCUCAACUCCACCCUCCGCGCCGCUCUCCCACCACUACGCUCCUCCACCAGCAGACCCUCCGUCCUACAAGCCGUACGAUGGCAAUCCACGCAGCCUUUACGCAAUAGCGUCGCUACUCCUGCCGCCGCCCAUGCUGAGACAAGUACCAUAGCCAAUGCUGCGCGCAGCUCCUCCAAGAGCUUCCCCAAUACAAGUGAGAAGGGUGUCGCAUAUUGGUUGAUCGGAAGUGCUGUGAGCGUUUUUGGUAUCGUCAUAUUUGGAGGUCUGACCCGUCUGACCGAAUCUGGCCUGAGCAUCACUGAAUGGCGUCCUGUCACCGGCUCCCGCCCGCCUAUGAACCAGGCCGACUGGGAAUCCGAGUUUACUAAAUACAAGUCGUCUCCCGAAUUUGCCCUUCUCAAUGCCAACAUGACCCUCGAGGAAUUCAAACAAAUCUACUGGAUGGAAUGGAUUCACCGGCUCUGGGGACGAGUCAUCGGUAUGACUUUCCUCCUUCCCACCAUCUACUUCGUCGCUCGUCGCAAGGUCUCCCCCUCAAUGGCCUGGAAACUCGCUGGAAUCUGCGGAAUGAUUGGCUUCCAAGGCUUUCUGGGAUGGUGGAUGGUGAAGAGUGGUCUGAAGGACGAUCUUUUUGCUCCUGGAAGCCAUCCCCGUGUUAGCCAGUACCGUUUGACCGCCCACUUGGGCGCUGCCUUCCUCGUCUACGUCUCCAUGCUCCAUUCCGGAUUGUCCAUUCUUAAGGAACACAGGUUGCUCAAGGAUCCUGCUGCCGCCGCUGCCGCCCUCCAAAACUUGCAGAACCCAGCUCUGCGCAUCUUCCGCGGCUCCGUUGUUGCCCUUUCCCUGCUCAUUUUCACCACCGCAAUGUCUGGUGCAUUGGUCGCAGGUCUUGAUGCCGGUCUCAUUUACAACGAAUUCCCAUAUAUGGGUCUCGGUCUUACCCCUCCGAAGAAGGAGCUGUUUGAUCCUUUCUACAGCCAUGUACCGGACCAGUCCGACUUGGUCUGGCGCAAUGCGCUCGAGAAUCCCUCGCUCGUACAGUUGGACCACCGAAUCCUUGCCACUACCACCUUCACUGCUGUUUUGGCCCUUUUCGCCUACACCCGGUUUGCUAAAGGCGUUCGUUCUAGGAUUCCACGUGAUGCGAAGAAGGGAGUCAUGGGCCUCACACAUCUAGUCUUCAUGCAGGCGACCCUCGGUAUCACGACGCUUAUUUACAUGGUCCCCACCUGGCUCGCGUCUGCUCACCAAGCUGGUGCUCUGGCCUUGCUCACCGGUGCUGUCGUUCUCUAUAGUCGGAUAUCCAUGCCCAGGCGGGCAAUCAUGCGCCAGAUCUUCAAGACUGGUCCUACACAGAGCCAUGUCGCAACGACACCACUACGCUCUCGCAUUGUAGCGGCCGACAAGGCCUCUCAAUAAGUACUCGAAUUGGUCGAGUGCGUUUAAAGAUAUUUCAUGUAAAAUUAUCGUAGAGAACUUCGUUAAACAGACGAAGCUGUAUAUUAUGUACAUAGGCCAUCAUCAGAAGCCUUUUUCAGAAGACUUCUCAUCGCCAAUCGCAUGUAGAGUCACUUCUCCACUAGAGUCUCAAAUAUUCAAAAGCCAAACAUUUGCUUAUUUUCAAUACCUCAGACUUGCU
Aaosphaeria arxii CBS 175.79 is the source of this 1848-nucleotide messenger RNA. RefSeq names its product cytochrome c oxidase assembly protein-like protein cox15. Gene Ontology annotation, biological process: heme A biosynthetic process. The transcript has 2 exons. Gene Ontology annotation, cellular component: mitochondrial inner membrane. The record is from RefSeq and is a predicted model, not a curated record. The coding region runs from base 126 to 1628 and encodes 500 amino acids. Gene Ontology annotation, molecular function: oxidoreductase activity, acting on NAD(P)H, heme protein as acceptor. NCBI's taxonomy places the organism in Eukaryota, Fungi, Ascomycota, Dothideomycetes, Pleosporales.